UCCCAGAGCACGUGCUGGGCUGUUAGGACAGCCCGCUGCGGGGUUCCGGCUGGUGGUGUUGCUUUGGUCACUUUCCGCGCGCUUUCCAGGAACUCGGCGAUCCACUUGCCUCUGGCUUCCUAGUGCUGGGAUUAAAGGCGGCCGCCAUCACGACGGGUUUAGUCCCUUUCGUAAAGGCGAGAGGACCAGGCGUUUAAGGCCAGCUCCCGCUAUCAAGUGAACUGGAGGCCAUCCUGCACCAAGGGUUGAGACCUUCUCACAAAAUCCACGCUUCUAAAACAAGGAUUUCAAGGAGCAGAGGUACGAGCCUGACUCUGUGGACUCUAGUUCCCACUUGCCAAGGGCUCAGACAAGUGCUGGGAUUGCCUGGGUCUGAUCUUGAGGGAAGAAGCUCAAGGGGUGGCCAGAGAGGCCCAAGACAACUCUGAACCAGUGCAAUGGCAGACAAGGAUUCCGCCCUGUGGGCUUCUCAUGAGAAGAUGUUGACACAGCCCCUCAAGGACAGCGAUGCUGAGGUUUACAACAUCAUUAAAAAGGAGAGCAACCGGCAGAGGGUUGGAUUGGAGCUGAUUGCCUCAGAGAAUUUUGCCAGCAGAGCUGUGUUGGAGGCCCUAGGAUCUUGCUUAAAUAACAAAUACUCUGAGGGGUAUCCAGGCCAAAGGUAUUAUGGUGGGACUGAGUUCAUCGACGAGCUGGAGACGCUGUGUCAGAAGCGUGCGUUACAGGCCUACCAUCUGGAUCCUCAGUGCUGGGGGGUCAAUGUCCAGCCUUAUUCAGGCUCCCCUGCAAACUUUGCUGUGUAUACUGCCCUGGUGGAGCCCCAUGGGCGAAUCAUGGGCUUGGACCUGCCAGAUGGUGGCCAUCUGACUCAUGGCUUCAUGACAGACAAGAAGAAAAUCUCUGCCACCUCUAUCUUCUUUGAAUCCAUGCCUUAUAAGGUGUACCCAGACACUGGGUACAUCAACUAUGACCAGCUGGAGGAGAAUGCCAGCCUCUUCCACCCGAAGCUGAUCAUCGCAGGGACCAGCUGCUACUCCCGGAACCUGGACUAUGCACGUCUGCGAAAGAUUGCGGAUGACAAUGGGGCAUAUCUCAUGGCAGACAUGGCACAUAUCAGUGGGCUCGUGGCAGCUGGCGUGGUGCCCUCCCCCUUUGAACACUGCCAUGUAGUGACCACUACAACCCACAAGACCCUGAGAGGCUGCCGUGCUGGUAUGAUAUUCUACAGAAAGGGCGUGCGCAGUGUGGAUCCCAAGACUGGCAAAGAGACUUACUAUGAGCUGGAGUCCCUCAUCAACUCUGCCGUGUUUCCAGGCCUACAGGGGGGUCCUCACAACCAUGCCAUUGCUGGUAUUGCUGUGACCCUGAAGCAAGCCAUGACUACAGAAUUCAAAAUCUACCAGCUCCAGGUGUUGGCCAACUGCAGGGCUCUGUCUGAUGCACUCACAGAGCUAGGCUACAAAAUAGUCACAGGUGGCUCUGAUAAUCACUUGAUCCUAAUGGAUCUGCGUUCUAAGGGUACUGAUGGCGGAAGGGCUGAGAAGGUACUAGAAGCCUGUUCUAUUGCCUGCAACAAGAAUACCUGCCCAGGUGACAAGAGCGCAUUACGGCCCAGUGGACUUCGUCUGGGGACUCCGGCAUUGACAUCCCGAGGACUUUUGGAAGAAGACUUCCGAAAAGUAGCACAUUUUAUCCACAGAGGGAUAGAGUUGACUUUGCAGAUUCAAAGCCACAUGGCCGUGAGGGCCACGCUGAAAGAGUUCAAGGAGAAGCUGGCAGGGGAUGAGAAGUUCCAGAGUGCUGUGGCAACUCUCCGGGAAGAAGUGGAGAAUUUUGCUUCCAAAUUCUUGCUUCCUGGCCUUCCCGACUUCUGACAGGGCUAGCACAGCCUGUGUUCGCCAAGAGGGUAGUAUUAUUCCUGGACCCUGUGAACUCUGUGCCCUCUUGAGGCUGUGAAGUGGACCACUGAGCUGCAUCAUGCUUUGGUGGGUGUUUCUGUUUACCUGUUUUCAAAUAUUUUGGGAACAGGUUAUUAAGGACUUGAAAUUUGAAACGUGUUCUGUAGCCAUUUGACCUCCUCACUCAUGCAUAUGAGGCAAAGCUAUUAAAGAUUCCAGAAUUGUCCUUUCUGCUUACUCAGUGGGUCCUGUGGCAGGUAAGCAAAUGUUUAACUUCACCCUUGUAUUUUCCAUUCUUCCUUUUCUGUUGCCCAGAUACCAGAGGAGCAUUGAGUUUUCUGCUCUAAGUUUGAGGUUAUAAACUAGGUAAGUGUAUAAGCAAGAAGUUAGUGUUAGGGCUGGAAAGAAGGCUCUGCACUUCUGGCUGCUCUUCCAUAAACCAUCUGUGUAAUUCCAGUUCCAGAGAAUCAACACCCUCUUCUUGGUUCUGAGGACACCAGGCACACAUGAAGUAUACACAUACAUGCAGGCAAAAUAGCGAUACACAGAAAAUUUUGUUUUAAAGAAAAAAUACUGUCAGCAGCUUGAAAUGAAAUAGAAGGGCUAGGGAUAUCACUUAGAGAAAAUACACAUAUUCCCUGUGAGUGCUGCCCUGGGUUCAUGCCUAGGACACAUACACAAAAAAAAUCUUGUACAGCUGGCUGUCUCCAUCGGUGUACAAACCCCUUCCUGGUUUAAGAAUCAGCAGAGGCUAAAGGUUUUAUAUUCCGCCUGCCUGAAAUAAUUCCUACAAUUAGGAACCCAAAUGCUACCUUCUGAAAGAGUCUUUAUUUUUACAUCACUGAAUUGCAAACCAUCAGUAACUUUUUAAUAUGGACAAUCAAAUUUUUACUCACAGAAUGUCUACAAGAAUUAUAUCUUUAAAAAAUACAACCAGUUUUUAUAUUUUAAAAAUAUCUGAACUCAAAUAAAUUAAUAUCUUAAAAAGUA
Molecule: messenger RNA, 2888 nt
Organism: Grammomys surdaster
Lineage: Eukaryota; Metazoa; Chordata; Mammalia; Rodentia; Muridae
Gene: Shmt1
Product: serine hydroxymethyltransferase 1
Exons: 13
Coding region: 438-1874 (478 amino acids)
Biological process (GO): tetrahydrofolate interconversion; L-serine catabolic process; cellular response to leukemia inhibitory factor
Cellular component (GO): nucleus; cytoplasm; cytosol
Molecular function (GO): serine binding; glycine hydroxymethyltransferase activity; mRNA 5'-UTR binding
Source: RefSeq, a predicted model, not a curated record